This is a messenger RNA of Aspergillus ochraceoroseus IBT 24754, 4271 nucleotides long. Its product is annotated as translation initiation factor 3 subunit CLU1. NCBI's taxonomy places the organism in Eukaryota, Fungi, Ascomycota, Eurotiomycetes, Eurotiales, Aspergillaceae. Gene Ontology annotation, molecular function: mRNA binding; protein binding. Gene Ontology annotation, biological process: intracellular distribution of mitochondria. The record is from RefSeq and is a predicted model, not a curated record. Gene Ontology annotation, cellular component: cytoplasm. The coding region runs from base 261 to 4028 and encodes 1255 amino acids. The transcript is spliced from 4 exons.
CCCUUUUCUCCAUUCCUGCCCUUCUUCUUUGCUUCGAUUUCCUUGUUUGGAUAGAGGGUGUUGUUGCGCUUGACUCAGUUGCCCUUAUCCUUGUACAAUAUUCCUUUUCUUUUCUUUUCCUUUCUUUUCUUUUCCUUUUUUUAAAUCCCCUUCCUUUCUCCCUUCCAAUAUACUUCUCAAAAAUUUUCCCUUGCUCCGUUCCCCGGAGAGUUAUUAGCUUGAUCUUCCUGACUCAAUUCACAUUCGAUUAAUCCGACAUCAUGGCGCAAACCAAUGGAGAUAUGGAGCACCAGAAAGAGUCUCCGGAACAGAUUACCAACGGAACCAACCCUGAGGGAUCCCAGGAAGACGAUAAUGCCGGUGGCCUUUUCCAGAUCUCCGUGAAGCUUCCUCAUGAACCCUACAAGAUCCAGGUCAUGGUCUCUAGCCAAGAGCAAGUCCAGGAUGUCCGCCAGUCCAUUGUCGAAUUGCCCAGCACAUUCCAGUACACCUGCUUCCACCUGGAGUUCAACGGCAGCCGCAUCAAUGAUUUCGUUGAACUAUCCGAGGUUCCCGGUCUUCAGGCCGAUUCCGAGAUUGUCCUGGUUGAGGAUCCAUACACCGAGAAGGAUGCCCGCAUGCAUGUCGUUCGCAUGAGGGAGCUUUUGGGAGCCGCCGGCGACAGGGUCGAUAACCUGCACGGUGUUAGCGCUGGCCUGUCGCUACAUGACUCCAUUGCUGCGGAGGUGACCGGUGACAAUGCAGAGAAGGAGCACUCAUUGUCCAAGUAUGACAUCUCGGGCUCUUCCUCUCUGAAAACUAUCCUCCCCAAGGCCGAGGCUCCCGCUCCUAAGACGCUGAAAUCUAUCUCCCUCUCCCCUUGGAAUCCCCCUCCCUAUCACCUCCGCCAGAAGGGCCACCUGCUCUACCUCCAGGUGAUUACCAAUGAGGGAGAACAAUUCCAAAUCACCUCUCACGUGUCCGGAUUCUACGUGAACAAGUGCUCGAAUGGCAAGUUCGAUCCUUCCCCCAAGACCAUCCCGAAGAACGGCAACGCGCAUUCGCUUCUCAAUCUGAUCUCCCAACUGUCGACUUCUUUCGACUCUUCUUUCGAGGCUCUGCAGGAGUCCAACAACCAGAAAGACCUCCUUACUACUUUCCCCUUCCAGAAUUCUAUCCCGUCCAGCCCCUGGCUUGUCCCCCCUCCGUCCUCCAGUGUCAAUGCUCACCAGCCGGAUAUUACCCGAUCACAGGAGAAUUACCUGAUCGCCGGUGUGGAUAAUGCGGAAACCUUGCGUGACUGGAACGAGGAGUUCCAGACUACCAAGGAGCUGCCUCGCGAGACUGUUCAAGAUCGCGUGUUCCGCGAACGCCUGACAUCCAAGUUGUUUGCCGAUUACAACGAGGCUGCUGCCCGUGGUGCUGUUUUGGUUGCCCGGGGAGAAGUUGCGCCCCUCAACCCCACCGAGGGCCAGGAUGCCCAGAUCUUCGUCUACAACAACAUCUUCUACUCUUUCGGUGCCGAUGGUGUUGGAACCUUUGCCUCUGAGGGUGGGGAUGAGGCCGCGCGUGUGGCCGUUGGCAAGGAUGUUCUGGGCAUCAAGGCUGUUAACCAGCUUGACAUCAAUGGCCUCUUUACUCCAGGAACCGUCGUCGUUGACUACCUGGGCAAGCGUAUUGUUGGCCAGAGUAUCGUGCCUGGUAUCUUCAAGCAGCGGGAGCCAGGAGAGCACCAAAUCGACUAUGGUGGUGUUGAAGGCAAGGACGUGGUGGCCACUCACCCUGAUUUCGCUCCGGUCUUCGAGAAGCUGUCCAAGGCCCUCCGAAUCAAGAAGCACGCCGUCUGGGAUAAGGAAGGCAAGCGCCAUGAUCUCGAGGGCAGUGUCGAGACCAAGGGUCUUCUGGGAACCGAUGGCAGGAAGUAUGUCCUCGAUCUCUACCGUGUGACUCCGCUCGAUGUCGCUUGGCAAGAGGAGGACGGCAGUGAUGCCUAUCCUCACCAUAUGUCCGUGCUGAGACUGGAAUUGGUUGAGUCAUAUUGGAGGCACAAGAUGAGCCAGUAUGUGAAGGAGGAAGUGGAGCGCCGUCGCAGCGCCAAGGCCCAGGAGGCUGCCGAGCAGGAGAAGUCUUCGGACGCCACUGAAUCAAAGGAGCAGGGCUCCGACGAGAAGAGUGAGGAGGCUUCGGAACAGGAGCGGGUCGAUAUUUCCGGAUUCACUCUGGCUCUCAACCCUGACGUCUGCAGUGGCCAGGUUCCCCAGACGGACGAGGAGAAGGAGCAGUGGGCUAAUGAUGAGAAGGAGGUUCGCGAUGCGUGCGAUUUCCUUCGCGCUAAGGUCAUGCCGGAGUUGGUCCAGGAUUUGCACGAUGGCGAUGUUGGCUUCCCCAUGGAUGGCCAGUCUCUUAGCCAGCUCCUGCACAAGCGUGGUAUCAACAUCCGCUACCUCGGCAAGCUGGCCACGUUGGCGAAGGAGAAGGGUGCUCGUCUGGACGCCCUUUCGACCCUGUUGGUCCAGGAAAUGAUUGCCCGUGCCUUCAAGCACAUUGCUAACCAGUACCUGCGUAAUAACGUCCCUGCGCCUUUCGCUGCGUCUUGCGUUGCUCACUUGUUGAACUGCCUCCUCGGAGCUGACGUGAAUGCUGCCCCUCGCGCCGAGAUCGAUGCAUCUCUCCGCGCAAUUUACCCAGAGGGCGACUUCUCGUUUGAGAAGGUCACCCCUUCAGCCCUCCGCGCCGAAAUUGAGAAGCAGGUUACCCUCAGGUACCGCUUUGCUUUGGAGUCCGAAUGGUCCAGCUCUUUGAGACACAUCCAGCUUCUUCGCGAUAUCUCGAUCAAACUGGGUCUCCAGCUCGGCGCCCGCGAUUUUGCUUUUACCAAGGCCGAGGCUGAGGCGCUCAGCAAGGCUGCCCCUGUCACCAACAGCGUCAAUGGCAACGGACAUGAUGAUGGCAAGAAGAAAAAGAAGAAGAACAGCGACUCUAACUCCCCGGCCCGUGCUCCCGUUCAGGAGAAAGCUGUCGUCAGCUUUGUCGCCGAUGACAUCGUCAACAUGGUUCCCCUGGUCAAGGACGCUUCUCCACGGAGCUCGCUCGCCGAGGAGGCCUUGGAAGCCGGUCGUAUUUCUUUGAUGCAGAAUCAGAAGCAGCUGGGCCAGGAGCUCAUUCUGGAAUCUCUGUCUCUGCAUGAACAGAUUUACGGCAUCCUCCACCCCGAGGUUGCCAAGCUGUAUCACCAGCUGUCUAUGCUGUACUACCAGACGGACGAGAAAGACGCAGCUGUGGAGCUGGCUCGCAAGGCCGUUAUUGUCACCGAGCGCACCCUUGGCGUCGACUCCGCCGAUACCAUUCUGAGCUAUCUCAACCUCAGUCUUUUCGAGCACGCUUCCGGCAACACCAAGACUGCCCUGGCUUAUAUCAAACACGCUAUGGACCUGUGGAAGAUUAUCUAUGGUUCCAACCACCCUGACUCGAUCACCACUAUGAACAACGCCGCCGUGAUGCUCCAGCACCUGAAGCAGUACUCUGAUUCUAGGCAAUGGUUCGAGGCAUCCUUGACUGUGUGCGAGUCGCUCUUUGGCAAGCAGUCGAUCAACACAGCCACAAUUCUGUUCCAGCUGGCGCAAGCGCUGGCCCUGGACCAGGACUCUAAGGGCGCUGUGUCCAAGAUGCGCGAUGCCUACAACAUCUUCCUCAACCAGCUGGGCCCCAAUGACCGGAAUACCAAGGAGGCUGAAACCUGGUUGGAGCAGCUCACUCAGAAUGCUGUGUCCAUUGCUAAGCAUGCUAAGGAUAUCCAGGCCCGCCGCCUGCGUCGCAUCAACAUGAACACCCGGUCUCUGGGCACCAAGGUUCAGCCUCAGGUUGGCCAGGCUGCAGCUGAGGUUGCCAUACCCAAGGAAGUCACCAAUGGCUCUCUGGACUCCAGGAGCAUUGAUGAAUUACUGAAGUUCAUUGAAGGUGGUGAUACUAGCUCUUCGCGGUCAAAGCAGAAGAAACGUGCCGCCGCUAGCAACCCUAAGCUUCGUGGCACCAAGAAGUCGUCUGCAUAAACCUCUUCUUCUUUUCCCUCCUAUCUCUUAUUAAUCACUUGGGUUGGAAUAAUAAUAAAAAAAAACACUUCUUGUGGUUCUUUUCUUUUUCUUUUCCUUUCUUUCUUUCUUUUUUUUUUUUUUUUUGGUGCUGACAUGUCUUGAUGGCCAUAUACAACUUACAUUUGAGCCAGAAUUUACACGGCCGACAUAUUGGAUGAGCGGAAUGUUUUUGGAUUUUCUUUCCCCCCCCCCCCUUUUUUU